This is a messenger RNA of Monomorium pharaonis (pharaoh ant), 1661 nucleotides long. RefSeq names its product translin-associated protein X (gene Trax). Gene Ontology annotation, molecular function: sequence-specific DNA binding; RNA endonuclease activity; RNA binding. The coding region runs from base 209 to 1093 and encodes 294 amino acids. Lineage: Eukaryota; Metazoa; Arthropoda; Insecta; Hymenoptera; Formicidae. The record is from RefSeq and is a predicted model, not a curated record. Gene Ontology annotation, cellular component: cytoplasm; nucleus. The transcript is spliced from 2 exons.
AGGGCUCGAAAUCGCAACGCAAGUCGCAACAUAGCAGAGAAUACAUGGAACAUAACCUGACAUAACCUGGCAGAAUUUGCCUGCUUGAAUCUAUCCGUUGUUAUAGUGUCGCAUAAAAGUAAAAUCUGUGAACACCGCAACUAGUUUUAUGCAUUUUGCAUACUGACAAAGAGUGAAUUAAUCAAGAGAGAUAAAGAGAAAUCGCAAAAUGUCACAUGGAAAAGGAGGUAGAAGAAGCCGUAAAUAUCAUGAUAAAGACAAAAUCAAUUUGGGUGACAAAGGUAGAAAAGUGAUAGAAGACAUAGACGAGAACAGUCAUGUGGUGCAACAAUUCCAUAUUUACGCGGCCGAAUUAGACGCCAAGCACGAUCGUUAUGAGAGAAUCUUCAAGAUCAAUCGGGACGUGGGCAUCGAGAGCAAGAGGAUCAUCUUUCUCUUGCACACCAUUGACAAGGAGAGCAAACGAAGCGCUGUACUAGAAGCAGCCAAGACAAGACUGGACAGCGUAGCGCAGAAGUUCUUCCGAAAUAUCGCGAGUGAGCUGAAUGGGCAGGAUGCCUAUCAAUAUCACCGGGCCUAUCGCGGUGGUCUGGAAGAAUACAUAGAGGCGCUCUCGUUCCAUGAGUAUCUACAGAAUGCUGGUAUUCAAAACUGUACCAGCCUGGAAAAGGCAUUGACGUAUCGCGACACCCCAUCUCCAGCUGAUUUGCCAGAGGAGCAGGAUACCUCCAAGAUGAUGCAAGUCAUGGUCACACCAACGGACUAUAUUCUGGGAAUAGCUGAUCUGACUGGAGAAUUGAUGCGAAAGUGUAUCAAUAACUUGGCGAUAGGUGACGUAACCAGUUGUUAUCACACAUGUGACUUUGUCAGAAAAAUAUACAUAGCCUUCUUAGGAUACGCCAGUGUAGUGCACAACAACGAGGUGAACAAGAAGAUCAUCACGCUCAAGCACAGCCUGACUAAAAUGGAGAACGCGUGUUACACUAUCAAAGUGCGAGGAUCUGAAAUACCGAAGCACAUGCUGGUCGAUAUGGCCAUCGCGGCAGCCGAGGACUACGUCACAGAAGACGACGAGGGAUACCAGGCGUUUUAAUAUAUGACAGCCCAGAUUAUAUAACUCAGAUUAUUUAUUUUUUAAUAAUUUUUAAUUUACUGUAACUUAUCAAUUUGAUGCGAGACGAAAGUAAUCAAUAGCGUUUAAUUUGAUAAUUAUUGAUAUAAUCGAAAACUAAUUGAUAAAACUUUUUCGAUAUAUCUUCGAUUAUUUCAUAUAAUUUCACAAAGAUUAUAUAAUGUAAGAUACGAACGUUUUGAAGAGUUUGUAACACACUAGAUUAUUUUAACCAUUAUUUAGAAAGGUAUUAUUUUCAUUACGUAUCAGCUUAGACUGCGUUUCGAUAUUCACUGCCGAUAUUGAAAAUCUACAGUGUAUGUGACGUAAACCAUAGAUUUUCAGUACUGGCAGUGAAUAUCGGAAUGCAGCCUUAAUAUGCUGAUAAUUUUCAUUUGUUAUAAUCAGAGUAAUAUAUACUGGUAAUUUUCAUUAAUUUGACUAUGUUAUAACAGAGUAAUACUUUCCGACACACCAAAGAACAAUGUCGGUUGUGAUAUAUUAUUAACGUUUUUAUAUAUUUCUCUUCAAAUAAAACGUAUAGAAAAUA